Messenger RNA from Pipistrellus nathusii (Nathusius's pipistrelle), 663 nucleotides. The record is from the annotation of a GenBank genome assembly. Lineage: Eukaryota; Metazoa; Chordata; Mammalia; Chiroptera; Vespertilionidae.
AUGGCCAUUCUUUUUGCUGUUGUGGCCAGAGGAACAACCAUUCUUGCCAAACAUGCUUGGUGUGGAGGAAAUUUCCUGGAGGUGACGGAGCAGAUUCUGGCUAAGAUACCUUCGGAAAAUAACAAACUAACAUACUCACAUGGCAGUUAUUUGUUUCAUUACAUCUGCCAAGACAGGAUUGUAUACCUUUGCAUUACUGAUGAUGAUUUCGAACGUUCCCGGGCCUUUAAUUUUCUGAAUGAGAUAAAGAAGAGGUUCCAGACUACCUAUGGCUCAAGAGCGCAGACAGCCCUGCCUUAUGCCAUGAAUAGUGAGUUCUCAAGUGUCUUGGCCGCACAGCUGAAGCAUCAUUCUGAAAACAAGAGCCUAGACAAAGUGAUGGAGACCCAAGCCCAAGUGGAUGAGCUGAAAGGAAUCAUGGUCAGAAACAUAGACCUGGUAGCUCAGCGCGGAGAAAGAUUGGAACUAUUGAUAGAUAAAACAGAAAAUCUCGUGGAUUCGUCUGUUACCUUCAAAACAACCAGCAGAAAUCUUGCCCGAGCCAUGUGUAUGAAGAACCUCAAGCUUACUAUCAUAAUUAUCAUCGUAUCCAUUGUGUUCAUCUAUAUCAUCGUGUCACUUCUCUGUGGCGGAUUCACAUGGCCAAAGUGUGUGAAGAAAUAA